CAGGCGACGAAUCAAUCCUUCCGACGGGUGCAACCAACGCCAGGGAAUCAAACGAUGACGCCGGCGUCGAUCCCCGUCCUCUGCCGUUGUUCAACCCUCCGUCUACCGCUUCCACUCCCCUUGGCACGAAAUCCACCAAGUCCCUGGAUCAUCACCCCGCCAGAGUUGCUUUUUACCGCCAGCCCCCAUUUGGAAACCCCCCGAUUUCGACAGCGAAAUGAGGAUAAAGAUCAAUUCACAAAAGAAAACUUACCGUGGAUAUUGUCGACCAAGAAGCAAACCGUCAACAAUACGAUAGAAAAGAGCGAGGGUUUCGAGGAUGAGGAGGUCGCCGAGGAGGAGGUCGACCACCUCGACCAAUCGGACCACGAACCAGAGGAGGAUAGCCAAUCCGAAGAUGGCCAUCCUGGAGCAAACAUCGGGGAUUCGGACGACACGGAUGCCGUGCGAGAUCCGCAAGCGAACGCAAAGGAGUGGUUCCUCCCAAAUUUGGAGGACACCUUCGAGACCUACAUCGAUCACAGGUGUAUCCUUGACAAGCAAGGGUACCCGAUCUAUCCCAACAGAAAAACAAUCUUCGUGCGCAAACCUGGCGAGACGGUGACGAACUUUGGCACCGUUGGUUUUUCAAAAACAUCCUCAAGCAAUAAGCGAGGUAUCAACAACGAUUGGAAAGUUGUUUGUUACUUCUGCCUGGGGGCCCUGACUGGAAAGCGGACCGAUCCAGCUGCCGGUGCAAAUAGUGUAACUGAGAUCCAUCCAGCUUAUAUCAACAAAGACCGAUUGGCUUAUUACCGGCGUAAGAUGCUUGUCGAAUUGAACUUGGUUCCUGACAAACUUGGGGGAGGAAUAGGAGACAAAUUUGUCUUGGACAUGUUUGCGUGGGCUGCGCGUGGCUUGUUGAUAACGUCUGCUUCAUUCUUGCCACAGAAUGAACACUUCACAUUCCAAACCCAAUGGAUGGCCGAUCGACUACUUGCUAGGGAUGAGAAUAAUCAGGUCUACAGCGGGGGUCUCAUAUCCGAUGUCACGUACCGAUACUUCGAAACAGGCUACUUGCUCUCAACCUCAAUGUACUGCGAAGACCUUCACCGAUGGAUACCGAUCCAACUGACUUGGAUCCGUGGGUUGAGUGAGGAAUACUACAAACUCCAUUUCACCACACUCUUCAGGCAGUUUCAAGCCGCACCAGUAACACCUGCCGAACGUGACACGCUAGUCCGCCAAGUGGUUGACUUCUCCAGUGCUCAAGCCGAGGGUUUUGUCUCAGCGUAUCUGGCAGUCUUUCGUCAGGGAACUCGAAAAGAGGUGAGGUGCAUGCUGAAAGGGUGUCGGGAGCAUUUCCGCCAGUCUGUCACACGAAUCAAGCGUAAUCGGGCUCUCAUGACUGCUGACGAGGAGGAGCCUUUCCGAAAAGCAUGCAUGGAUCUCUUGGAACACCAAGAAGCCGGCGGGAAGACUCAUGAAGAGAAGGUGGACUUCAUUAGGCGACGUUAUCCCAAAGUUCGCAAGUGGCUUGAUUGGUGGACGGUUUCUGACAUUGAGGCCCUCCUCUUUCCAUCGCGACAACCCCGACUCGAGGAUACUCCUGACGGUCUUCCCGAUACUACCAAUGCCCAGGAGAGUAUGCACCGGAUCUACUACAGGCUGAGUGACGGAAAACAGUGCAUCAUGGUUGGAAUGGUUGACCUGUUCUCCUUUGUGAAAAUGUUGGAAGAAGAUUGGAAAGCUGCGAUGAAGGGGAUCCCGAUUUCCUAUGGGGCCAACCCCACCACGGACAUUGGCACCACCCUUGGUAUCGCGAAGAAACGCAAACGUGGCGAAGGGAAGUUCAUCAAUGAUGGAAGGCCCCCGGACACAACAGACGAGCUUGUUGAUGGAAAGAAGAAGAAAAAAGCGAAGCUUGGCAGGCCCCCCAAUUCAACAAACUUCAACAAAAGCCUCUGCCCAUUAUGGCUCCGUGGAAUCAGCGGUCAUGGGAAGGACGUCUUCACCGCAAUUGCUCAUCACUUCUCAUGUCGAUCAACUGGCGAACUAAAUGGCAGUAACGCAAUUCGUUCAACUUUGACGCGUGGACAAAACAUGGUAUUCGAUGUUCUCAGUCCUAAAUAUCCAGGACGAUUCCUUCCCGGCGCGUUUGCUUCUUGCGAUUACUUCCUUGAGGUCGCGUUGGAUCCCCAACUGCACAAGAAGGAUGAGUAUAAGCAGCUCUUCUCGAUUGAUGAACAUCGAACUUUCACCUGCGAACUCCAGCCGAAUAAAUUGCAGAAGCACCCCACUCGAGAUCACCACACCCUUCAUGUCUUGACAAUCAAGCCGCAGAUGUUUGAUGAGAAUCGGAUUCCUCACUCUGAUGUAUCAAAGCUAAUCGAGAUGUGGCAAACCGACGGAUUGCUGGCAACUUCAGGUAUGAUCUGCAAACACUGCAAUCCAAACAAACCAAAACCGAAGCUCCCGAAGAAUGCCAAAAUUCAAAAAGUGUCUUCCGAUGUUGACAUCGUCAAGCUGCUUGGAUCCUCUGAAAACACAUCACACCACAUAAUUGAUCGAUCAAGAUUGGCCGUCCCAGCAAAUGGAGCCCCGCUUCAUCUUAAUUUCUAUGUAGAUGUCACCGGCAUAACCGAUGAGAAACAGAAAAAUAACUUUAUGGGAUCAAUCGAUUGGCCGUUCAAGAUUAACGUUGGAGGCGCCACAUACACUCUGAUCUCCCGGGGCUACUGGCAACAUAAUCACUACUGGUGUAAGGUCCUUCGAAGUGCUAACAUCUAG
Molecule: messenger RNA, 2769 nt
Organism: Puccinia graminis f. sp. tritici CRL 75-36-700-3
Lineage: Eukaryota; Fungi; Basidiomycota; Pucciniomycetes; Pucciniales; Pucciniaceae
Exons: 7
Coding region: 55-2769 (904 amino acids)
Source: RefSeq, a predicted model, not a curated record